GCCCUUUCCAACUUGAAUAGUAUAUUUAUUAUCAUGUAUCUUAUCAACGCUUCGACCUUGCAGCUCGAAGACUUCUAUAGCAAUAUUCCCGAAUAUGCAAUCCUGUCACAUACGUGGGGUCACACCAGUGAGGAGGUCCUUUUUCAAGAGAUGCUCACCAACUCAUCCGACGUGAAGCUCAAAAAAGGUUACAAGAAGAUCGAAUUAUGUGCGAAGCAAGCUCAAAAAGAUGGUCUCGGCUAUUGCUGGGUCGAUACCUGCUGCAUUGACAAGUCCAGCAGCGCAGAACUCUCAGAAGCUAUCAACUCCAUGUUCUCUUGGUAUCGAAACUCGGCCGUCUGCUAUAUAUAUCUAGAAGACGUGGUCCACGAAGAGGGUGUGGGUCAAGUUGAUCAGUCUCUCGGAGAAGCAAGGUGGUUUACACGGGGUUGGACAUUACAAGAGCUCUUGGCUCCCCGAGUUCGCCAGUUCUUCGAUGCAAACUGGACCAUGAUCGGAGAGAUAUCAAAGAACCGUUACAGAGAACAUCUAGUUAAUGGUUUCUUUCGUAUGGAUACGACUGCCGACGAAGAAGGAGAUCCUCAAGAGCUUGAGGGAAUGAGUCUGGCGAGUCAAGUUGCCCAGAUCACUGGGAUACCCAGGAAGGUCCUUUACAUCGGCGAUCUCGGAUCCUUCUCAGCUGCUACGAGAAUGUCAUGGGCAGCAAGGCGACGAACAACUCGCAUAGAAGACCAGGCAUACUGUUUACUGGGAAUCUUUGACGUUCAUAUGCCCCUCCUCUACGGCGAAGGCAAGCAUGCCUUUAUACGACUGCAAGAGGAGAUCAUAAAAAAACAGCCAGACCAUACGCUGUUCGCAUGGCGCUCGGAAUCGACUUCGCCAGCGCCAACAUUCAGCGGACUUCUUGCUCCUUCAUCGUGGAAUUUUGACAGCGACCACUGCCGUGGUUCGCUUGGUGGAGCAUGA
This is a messenger RNA of Fusarium oxysporum Fo47, 966 nucleotides long. RefSeq names its product heterokaryon incompatibility protein-domain-containing protein. NCBI's taxonomy places the organism in Eukaryota, Fungi, Ascomycota, Sordariomycetes, Hypocreales, Nectriaceae. The transcript has 2 exons. The record is from RefSeq and is a predicted model, not a curated record. Bases 34 to 966 code for a protein of 310 amino acids.